Messenger RNA from Colletotrichum destructivum, 396 nucleotides. RefSeq lists its product as uncharacterized. Lineage: Eukaryota; Fungi; Ascomycota; Sordariomycetes; Glomerellales; Glomerellaceae. The coding region runs from base 1 to 396 and encodes 131 amino acids. The record is from RefSeq and is a predicted model, not a curated record. The transcript is spliced from 3 exons.
AUGGCCCUCCUCAAGUCGGGCCGGCCGUCUCGAAGUGCCUGGUGGUCUCAGCGGAGCAAACCAUCUUGUCGAGAGCCCGAGCAGUGGGAGGGCAGUCACGAGACGGCAGGUGGUCAACAACCCACACCGGUAGUGCUGUCCGAGAGGGGCGGCACCGUCAUCGGCAUCCGCCAUGCGACUAAGAGGCCUUGGGUGUUCUUGAGUCGGCAAGACGAACCGUAUAACGUGGUGCAGCAGGCGUGGCCGUCGCACGUACUGGGGGACUCCAGCCCCGAGCCUGUGCCCUGUACGGGGUGCAUGCAGACAAGGCUGUUUCGAAACGCAGGCACACUCCUAGCUUUCCCGAGGCGUGUUCUCGAGUCGGCGUGUAAGGACGCAAAGGGCACAGCCAAAUAA